Microthlaspi erraticum is the source of this 1674-nucleotide messenger RNA. The record is from the annotation of a GenBank genome assembly. Lineage: Eukaryota; Viridiplantae; Streptophyta; Magnoliopsida; Brassicales; Brassicaceae.
AUGGCGAAGAAAGCGAGAAUUGUGAUAAUCGGAGCCGGAAUGGCCGGUCUCACGGCGGCGAACAAGCUCUACACGAGCUCCAACAACACGUUCGAGCUCUCCGUCGUAGAGGGCGGCUCCCGAAUCGGCGGGAGGAUCAACACCUCCGAGUUCUCCGCCGACAAGAUUGAGAUGGGCGCCACGUGGAUCCACGGAAUCGGCGGGAGCCCUGUUUACAAAAUCGCGAAGGAGACGGGCUCUCUGGUCUCCGACGAGCCGUGGGAGUGUAUGGAUUCCACCAUUGAUAAAGCCAGGACCUUCGCUGAAGGUGGGUUCGAGAUCGAGCCUUCCAUUGUCGAACCCAUCUCCGGAUUGUUCAAUGCUCUCAUGGAAUUGGCUCAGGGGAAAGAGAUCUCUCAAACCGACGGCGAUUCGGCUGAUAUUCACGAAAUUGCCACUAGGUUUUUCUCUGCCCGUAACGGGUUCGACGGAAAAAGUGUCGGGUCGUUCCUGAAAUCCGGGUUCGAUGCUUACUGGGAUUCAAUCAGCAAUGGAGGAGAGAACGGAGUCAAUGGUUAUGGAAAAUGGAGCAGAAAAUCGCUGGAAGAAGCCAUUUUUACAAUGUUUAGCAACACGCAGAGGACUUACACAUCCGCCGAUGACCUCUCGACGCUGGAUUACGCGGCGGAGAGCGAGUACCAGAUGUUUCCCGGCGAGGAAAUCACCAUAGCCAAAGGCUAUCUCAGCGUUAUCCAUCAUCUGGCCUCUGUUCUUCCUCAGGGUCUUAUCCAAUUGAAUCGAAGAGUCACGAAGAUCGAGUGGCAGAGCAACGAAGAUAAUCGUCCUGUGAAGCUGCAUUUCUCAGAUGGGUCUGUUGUUUCCGCAGAUCAUGUUAUCGUCACCGUCUCUUUAGGAGUGCUUAAAGCAGGGAUUGAAGGAGGAUUGUUCAGUCCUCCUUUGCCUGGUUUCAAAUCCGACGCCAUUAAAAGUCUAGGAUUCGGAGUUGUCAACAAGCUGUUCGUCGAAAUGUCUCAGAGAAACUUACCGUCUCUGCAGCUUGUGUUUGACCGCGAGGAUUCGGAGUUUAGGUUUGUGAAAAUCCCGUGGUGGAUGAGAAGAACGGCGACGAUGACCCCAAUCCACAGCAACUCAAGGGUCUUGCUUUCUUGGUUUGCAGGCAAAGAAGCUCUCGAGCUCGAGAAGCUAACCGAUGAUGAGAUUGUUGACGGUGUCUUGACCACUGUCGCUUGCUUGACAGGCAAGGAAGUGAAGAAAGACACUGCGGAAAGUCCCUUGAUCAAUGGCUCUUUGAAUGAGGAUGAUGGUGAAGUCAUGAAAAUCACAAAGGUCUUGAAGAGCAAAUGGGGAAGUGAUCCUCUGUUCCGUGGCUCGUACUCCUAUGUGGCGGUCGGAUCAAGCGGGGAUGACCUAGACGCCAUGGCUGAGCCAUUGCCGAAGAUCAACAAGAAGAGUGGUCAGGUCAAUGGUCAGGUCAAUGGUCAGGUCAAUGGUCAGGUCAAUGGUCAGGUGAAUGGUCAGGUGAAUGGUCAUGAUGAAGACAAGGUUCAUGAGCUUCAAGUCAUGUUUGCAGGGGAAGCAACACAUAGAACCCAUUACUCCACGACUCAUGGUGCUUACUAUAGUGGCUUAAGGGAAGCCAAUAGGCUUCUCAAGCAUUACAAAUGUGAUUUUUGA